Acipenser ruthenus (sterlet) is the source of this 1751-nucleotide messenger RNA. Its product is annotated as protein FAM117A-like. The transcript has 8 exons. The coding region runs from base 492 to 1601 and encodes 369 amino acids. The record is from RefSeq and is a predicted model, not a curated record. Lineage: Eukaryota; Metazoa; Chordata; Actinopteri; Acipenseriformes; Acipenseridae.
GCAUAUAGCUGUUGUUAGUUUUGUGAAUAUUGAGGAAGAGCGUAGUGGCGAUGGAGAGUAUAGUUAUUAGUAGUGUGUGUAUACAGGAUUAAUUAGUGAAUUUAUAAGUUAAUAUUUAAACUGACCGCACUGUACUCCGUCCGUGCGAUUUUGAAAGUGUAAGCUGAACCCCGGGCCGGAAUAAAAUAUUAAAAUUACCAUUAUCUUCACAAAAGAAUUACUUUGUUAAGCGUACUGUACUGAAGUGUGUGUGACGUAUCGGUUAAUCGACACUAACUACUUAGCUUUUUACAGUUUGAAGUUUGUUUUUUUUUUUACUUUUCAAACACUAGUUUCUCGAGAAGUUAGAGAAAAAUCAAAUGUCUUUUGGUUAGUUCCAAGGGACUUUUCUUUUGUUAGAAUCUUUUUUUUUUUGUUUGUUUGUUUUAUUUUUAAACCACCUACAAAGGUGGCUGAGGAUAAAGUGUGUUUUGGCGACGCUAGUCGAUUACAUGUCGGGCCGAAGCGGUCUUGGGGUGGUCCGCGGUGGAGGUUCGGGGUUACAGCCGCUGAGGGCCACAGUCCCCUUCCAGCUCCACAAACAGACUAACAGGGAAUCCAGCCGGGCAAGUACUGCAGGUGAAAAGACCAAAUCUUGCCCACCAAAGCCACGCAUCAGACGCACCCUGUCUCUGGACACCAUCGUGGGCCCCUACCUUCAGGGGCAGUGGCCGAGGGAGCUGGAAGGACAUGACCUGUACUUGAAUGACAAGGCUACUCAGACCCCCAGCUUUUGGUUUGAGGAUUCCCCUGGAAGGAAAGGCUCCAGCACCCACAAACGUUCUGCAUCCUGGGGCAGUGCGGAGCACCUGCGGGAGUUUGCCAAGCUGAAGCAGCAGCUGCAGCAGCGGGGCAAGCAGAGUAUGCGGAACGGGUGGGAGAGAGAGCUCCACCCUCCUCUCCCUGGAGACCUCAGCACAGCGCAGGCGCCCUCCCCCCCGGACCCCCAGACCCCCAUGUCUAGGCUGACCCCCCGUCUGCGUCGGAGUGUGGAGGGACUGAACCUGGAGCUGGAGGGAGUCUUUGUGAAACAGCAGGCUGAGAAGGAGAUCAGCAGGAUUCUGGAUAUCCCCGAUGGUCACCGCGCUCCAGUCCCACCCCAGCGCUACAGCAGUGGCUGUCAGAGCGAGUCCUCCCCUGCACCCCUGUCCCUGUCCCUGUCCCGCUCCCCCUCGCCCGGCCUCGGCCCUGUUAGGGACACUGCUCCAGACCUGGACAGAGACAGUGGCUGCCCCUCUCCUGUGCUUCUCUUAUCCUCGUCCCCCGGACCCAACAACAGCUACAGCUUCAAGAGGGAGCCUCCUGAGGGGUGUGAGCGAGUGCGCGUCUGCGAGGAGACCGUACCGCACUGCCUCGGCCAGGCUUUCCUGCACUCCUCCUGUCCUGACAAAAACAAGGUGAACUUCAUCCCCACGGGCUCCGCCUUCUGCCCCGUCAGCCUCCUCAAGCCCCUCCUCCCCUCCAUGGACUUCCUGUUCCGCAGUCUCUCCGUUUCCCCGAGCGGGGGUGGUGCGUCCUGUCAGACGGGGGCUGCGGGCGGCUACCUGGGUCCGGCCAUGUGAACCAGCUCCUCCAGCGCAUGGGAGGGAUCACAAGGAGCCUUCUGUCCAGCAAGGGGGCAGAGGAUACUACACUACGGCCAGCUCUGUCUGAGCACAGAACUGGAGGCUACAGUGUCUAAAUGCACUUUUAAAAAAAAAAAUAUAUAUAUA